GUAUUUCGUCUGUAUGUGUCUUCAAUUAGACUGUAAGCUUCUUCGAGUUGGAUCUCUGUCUUGAUUUCUUUUGAAUCCUCCAGAGGGCCUAAAGUUAAUGUUGGGAGUAUACCGGGUUCAACAAAUACUGGUUGGGUCUCUAAACUUAGUUUAGCCGUUUCUGCCAAAGUGUAUAACCACUUAGUUUCGGUUGUGCCCUCACAUGUCUAUUUGUCUGAGGUUUCUUUGCGCUCAUUGACAUUGUUUGUUUUCUAUUAGAACAAAGAGUUUGUUAGAUAGAGAUGCUAACGCAGCACCCUUGUAAUCUGAAUAAACAGAAUUUGAUCCACCUCCCAGGCUGUUGGGCCAGUGAACGAAAACUAAACCUCUGAUACUCCCUGGCCAGUUUAGAGACACAUAUUCUAAAAUAACACUCCAAAGCCUAGUUAUCGGCCAGUUACCCUGGGCUCCGGAGCUGCCAGUGUUCACAGAUGUUGGUUGACAAGGCAGCGAGGAUCUGCGGUCCGGAAGCCCAGUCGCUAUGGUAACGGUGAGACGCAAGUGCACUUGCGCGGCCUUCUGACGAAAAACCUCAGCCUGAACCUAGAGAAGUGCUUCGCGACGGCAGCGAUUUGCGGCAGCGGCGUGACUUACGGCCGCUCCCCCGUAGAGCGCGGUUGCGAGCGGUAAUGCGAAGGCCGCCGCAGGCUCGCAGGCGGCCAGGACUGGAGAUGUUCCAGCAUGACCCAGUCAGUGGUCGUACAGAUCGGCCAGUGCGGAAACCAGAUAGGCUGCUGCUUCUGGGACCUGGCGCUGAGGGAGCACGCCGCAGUGAACCAGAAAGGAAUUUAUGAUGAGGCAAUAAGCAGCUUUUUUAGAAAUGUGGAUACCAGAGUGGCUGGUGAUGGUGGCAGUAUUUCCAAGGGAAAAAUAUCCUCUUUAAAAGCACGAGCUGUCUUGAUUGAUAUGGAAGAAGGGGUAGUGAAUGAAAUUCUGCAAGGACCAUUGAGAGAUGUAUUUGAUACCAAGCAGCUCAUCACUGAUAUUUCUGGCUCAGGAAAUAAUUGGGCUGUGGGUCACAAGGUUUUUGGCAGUCUUUACCAAGAACAGAUUUUAGAGAAACUGAGAAAAUCAGCAGAGCACUGUGAUUGCUUGCAGUGUUUCUUUAUAAUACAUUCCAUGGGAGGAGGAACAGGAUCUGGACUUGGCACAUUUCUUUUAAAGGUGCUUGAAGAUGAAUUCCCAGAAGUGUACAGAUUUGUAACUUCAAUUUAUCCUUCCAGUGAGGAUGAUGUCAUAACCUCACCUUAUAAUAGCAUCUUGGCAAUGAAGGAACUUAAUGAGCAUGCAGACUGUGUGUUGCCCAUUGACAAUCAAUCUUUAUUUGACAUCAUUAGCAAAAUUGACCUUGUGGUGAAUUCUGGAAAGUUGGAUACAACUGUGAAGCCAAAGAGUCUGGUUACUUCAAGUGCUGGGGCUUUAAAAAAGCAGCAUAAGAAGCCCUUUGAUGCAAUGAACAACAUUGUGGCAAAUUUGCUGCUCAACCUAACAAGCUCUGCGAGAUUUGAAGGAUCCCUUAAUAUGGACCUUAAUGAAAUCAGCAUGAAUUUAGUUCCUUUUCCUCAACUUCAUUAUCUUGUGUCAAGCCUAACUCCUCUGUAUACACUGGCAGAUGUUAAUAUUCCUCCUCGAAGAUUGGAUCAGAUGUUUUCAGAUGCGUUUAGUAAAGAUCACCAGCUAAUUCGGGCAGACCCCAAACACAGUCUUUACCUCGCCUGUGCUCUCAUGGUUAGAGGAAACGUACAGAUUUCAGAUCUUCGCAGAAAUAUUGAAAGGUUAAAACCCUCUCUACGGUUUGUCUCCUGGAAUCAAGAAGGCUGGAAGACCAGCCUGUGUUCAGUACCUCCUGUGGGUCAUUCUCAUUCAUUAUUAGCUUUAGCAAAUAACACCUGUGUGAAGCCUACCUUCGUGGAACUGAGAGAGAGGUUCAUGAGGCUCUACAAGAAAAAGGCUCACCUUCAUCACUACCUACAAGUUGAAGGGAUGGAAGAAAGCUGUUUCACAGGAGCUGUGUCAUCCUUGUCGGCACUCAUACAGGAGUAUAACCAACUGGAUGCCACGAAAAGCAUGCCUGUGGCAGAUAUGCCUAGAUUAAGCAUAGCUAUGUAAAAAAGAAACACAAAAAACAUAACGUUUACUUUUUCUUAAUUUCACAUUAUUUUUUGUCACCCUUCUGUUUCAGCAUUUUUGUGAUUCAGAAAGCCAGAUUUGUGUUUCAUAUUAGCAGGAAGUAUUAUCUAAAAGAGUGGUUUCUGUUUAAUCACAAUUUGUUGAUGAUACCAGUGUAUGAAAUUAGUGAAGUCUUAGUACCUUAAUAUCAAGCAUUUGUCUUCAGAAAAUUAAUAUUUUGCUUUAUUUAUAGCCUAAUAUUUAAGCAUAUAUAGACACUGAUAAUCAUGUUUUCAAUAAAAAUCUUGUACAGAUAUAUUCUCGUAUUUAUUUAUAAUUUAUAUUUUGAUAUUCUGUUUAAAUUCUCCUGAUUCUUUAAAAGUAGGUACUGAGUAGAACACAAUAUGAAUAUCUCCAUGUGAUAUCUGCUAACUUUUCCAGGAUAGGUUUUAUUACAGCUGUUAAAGAGGUUUUGUUUCUUCUUUAGGUAACAACUUAUUUAUACUCAAAAGAAUCUAUAUUAAAUAAUUGUUUUGAUAAAGCAAUUAUUUAAAAAUAUUUAUAACAAUAAAUGUCCAUACUUUUAAACAGU
Lemur catta (Ring-tailed lemur) is the source of this 2740-nucleotide messenger RNA. RefSeq names its product tubulin epsilon 1 (gene TUBE1). Gene Ontology annotation, molecular function: GTP binding; structural constituent of cytoskeleton. The transcript has 12 exons. Gene Ontology annotation, biological process: microtubule cytoskeleton organization; mitotic cell cycle. The record is from RefSeq and is a predicted model, not a curated record. Gene Ontology annotation, cellular component: cytoplasm; microtubule. Lineage: Eukaryota; Metazoa; Chordata; Mammalia; Primates; Lemuridae. Bases 721 to 2148 code for a protein of 475 amino acids.